AUGAUCUUUUCGAUUUUAGCUCUCGUUUACGAGUACGAAAAUCCAUUUGAACUUGCAAGCGCAUACGAAUCAAAUGAAGCCAAUAGCGAAUUCUCUCACGCAUGGCGCACCCACGAUUAUGAAUACCAUUCACCAGAUGAGAACUCCUAUGAGUAUGAAAACCCAUGGGAAAUGACAACAAACGAAAUCGAAUACGUUGACGACCCAGUCGAAGCCAACGAGUACUACGAAUACGAAACAAAUUAUCAAGAAAUUUACGAGUAUGAGCAGAACUAUGAAGAUGAAAACAUUUACCCAAUGGCAUACUACGGUCCAACUUCCGGCAGAUGGUUGAACGAGAUUGAGUACUUUGAAGAAGAGGAGGAAGAGAACGGCGUUCAGCCAAUCUAUUACAUCGAAGAAGAAGAGAAUGCCCUCGAAGAAGAGCAGGACUACGAUGCCAAUGAAUACGGAUACAUUUACGAAGAAAACGACUAUGCUUAUCCAUACGAGGCCAACUACUAUACCUAUGAGUAUAGACCUCUUUAA
Messenger RNA from Trichomonas vaginalis G3, 528 nucleotides. RefSeq lists its product as uncharacterized. The record is from RefSeq and is a predicted model, not a curated record. NCBI's taxonomy places the organism in Eukaryota, Parabasalia, Trichomonadida, Trichomonadidae. The coding region runs from base 1 to 528 and encodes 175 amino acids. The transcript has a single exon.